AUGAAAACUCUAAAGCGAGAUGCUCGAUCUCCAGCACGCCGCCGCUUUCCUCCCCCGCACCAGAAUCACCGCUUCGUUGAUUACGGUGUCACCGCCGGAUCCGAUCUCUGCAUCGUCACCGCCGGCGCUAGGAAGAACCCAGGAGAGUCUAGGCUCAAUCUGCUCCAGAGGAACGUCGCUCUCUUCCGCCACAUCAUCCCUCCGCUCGCUAAGUCGUCUCCUGAUGCGAUCUUGCUCAUCGUCUCUAACCAUGUCGAUGUCUUGACCUACGUCGCUUGGAAGCUCUCUGGUUUUCCGGUGAAUCGGGUUCUUGGAUCGGGUACUAAUCUCGACUCGUCUCGGUUUCGGUUCUUGAUCGCAGAUCAUCUCGACGUUAAUGCUCAGGAUGUGCAGCUCUCGAACAUCCGACCUUAGGGGGAGAUAGCAGCAAAAUGAUAAAAUAAAUUUCAUGGAAUCAAACAUCCAUUUCUUGGCAAGAUCCUCGAACUCAAGUGUGUGAUCUUGAAGUUCAAAAGAUUAUACAUUUACAAAAG
Molecule: messenger RNA, 533 nt
Organism: Brassica napus (rape)
Lineage: Eukaryota; Viridiplantae; Streptophyta; Magnoliopsida; Brassicales; Brassicaceae
Product: L-lactate dehydrogenase A-like
Exons: 2
Coding region: 1-414 (137 amino acids)
Biological process (GO): carboxylic acid metabolic process
Molecular function (GO): oxidoreductase activity, acting on the CH-OH group of donors, NAD or NADP as acceptor
Source: RefSeq, a predicted model, not a curated record